AUGGACACGCCUAAUGGACGCUUUGAGCCCGGUGAAAGGCUUUGCGUGGAGGCUUGCGACGCGCAAUGGAGUGCGGCUUGGACAACUCGAUCUUUCAUGACCGCCUUUCACGCGUUUAUGAACAGCGAAAAGCCUGGCGAUGGUGUCAUCUUGUCGCCUCCAUCUGAUGAGAAAAAGCGUCGAUUAGCCUCCGAAUCGCAUUAUUUUAAUAGCCAAAAUGAACUCUUCGUUCAACACUUUCCUCAACUACUUCGAUCGAAUCCGGGAGUGGAA
Molecule: messenger RNA, 273 nt
Organism: Mesorhabditis belari
Lineage: Eukaryota; Metazoa; Nematoda; Chromadorea; Rhabditida; Rhabditidae
Source: the annotation of a GenBank genome assembly